AUGGUACGCAAGAAGCAACGGUUAAACUGCAGAGAUGAAUUUGAAUCAGCAUCUGAUUCGGAAACUAAAAAUUCUAUGAUGCAUCGACGACGACCAGGAGAAACUGAGUCGCAAGCAUCACUUCGGAGAGACGCUAAUGCCAGACGAACAGCUGACAGCAGAUUAGCAGAGACAGAAGAGGAAAGGUCAGCACGUUGCCUAGCAAAUGCUCGACGAAACACUGAGAGUAGGUUGGCUGAGACCGAAGAGGAAAGGUCAGAACGUUGCCUAGCGAAUGCUCGACGUAACAAUGAAAGUAGGUUAGCUGAGACCGAAGAGGAAAGGUCAGAACGUUGCCUAGCGAAUGCUCGACGAAACAAUGAAACUAGGUUAGCUGAGACCGAAGAGGAAAGGUCAGCACGUUGCCUAGCAAAUGCUCGACGAAACAAUGAGAGUAGGUUGGCUGAGACCGAAGAGGAAAGGUCAGCACGUUGCCUAGCGAAUGCUCGACGAAACAAUGAAAGUAGGUUAGCUGAGACCGAAGAGAAAAGGUCAGCACGUUGCCUAGCGAAUGCUCGACGAAACAAUGAAAGUAGGUUAGCUGAGACCGAAGAGGAAAGGUCAGCACGUUGCCUAGCGAAUGCUCAGAGAACUUCAGUAGUGAGAUUGACAGAGACUGACGAAGAGACAAUGAAACGAAAAAUUCAGGACAAUCAACGAAUUUCAUCAGGACGCCAACUUGAAACACCCAAAGAGAGAGAUGAGAGAUUAGAGCAAUUGCGCACAAAUCGAGCCAAUGCUUCAUGUCGCGUGCUAAAAAUGACAGCAAGAGCAGCCAUAAUUGAUAAUUUAGAAGAAAGCAUUGUGGAAUUACACAAUAUGGGGGAGAUGAAUGUUCUUUGUGAAUUUUGCAAUGCCAAGCAUUUUGCUAGAGAAAGACCAACCGAUAAAAAGUUUACAGUUUGCUGCAACAAAGGAAAGGUCAAAAUCCAAAAUUUUGCAACAUAUGAGUACAUAAAACGACUUUUAACAGGGAAGGACCCAGAUUCUAAACAUUUCAUGGAACAUAUAAGGUCCUACAAUAAUGCAUUCGCAUUUGCAUCAGUUGGAGCACAAAUUAAAGCUCCACCUGGGUAUGGCCCGUACUGUUACAGAAUCCAUGGUCAGAUCUAUCACAGGGCAGGGACCUUGCAUCCAGAAGAAGGCGAACCACGAAAGUACGCGCAAUUGUAUAUACUUGACCCAGAUGAGGCAACCAGUCAAAGACUGAACGAACCUUCUAAUGUUGCCUGCAAAAAUCAUGUGAUGUCGAACCUGCUUGAUAUUAUGAAAGAUAAUCCGUUUGCAAGAGCAUUCAAAAUGCUUCAUGAAUUCGAGAAGGAGGAGAAAAUCAAAGAACAAAGCCAAGGACAUUUAGCCAAAGAAGUUACAAUGGCGAUUGUUAACGACCGAGCUCUUGACAACUGUCGAUAUAACAUGCAGACAUGUAAUGAGGUUGCGAUAAUCUUCAGCAAUACCGAUGGCGAGCCUCCACUAGAAAGAGAUUUACUAAUUCAUUUAAGACCAACCGGCGAAAAUUCUCCUACAACAAAACGAAUUAGUAUUCUAAACAAAAAUCUUGAUGCCCUGACCUAUCCCCUCCUCUAUCCAUAUGGAGAACAAGGCUGGGGAGAAGACUUGGCGUUAUGCGUACGUUCUCACUCGACAAAUGUUAACACAAACUCGAGAAAAAGAGUAACACUAAAAAUGUACUACUCUUACAUAUUUUCGGUUCGUGAGACAUUUAGUCCGUUUUUGAGUGCCGGAAAACUUACUCAGCAAUACUUUGUCGAUGCGUAUGUGAAAGCUGAAGCAAACGACCUUAAUUUCGUUCGGCAAAAUCAAAGCAAGCUUAGAGCAGGUAGCUAUGACGCAUUGGUGGACUAUAUGGACUCCGUUGCAGAACAGGAUGGAAUAGUUCCUGGAAAACCAAUAAUUUUACCUUCGACUUUUCAGGGUAGCAGAAGAAAUAUGAAUCAAAAUUAUCAAGAUGCUAUGUCCAUUGUAAGAAAAUUUGGAAAACCAGAUUUAUUCAUCACAAUGACAUGCAACCCCAAAUGGUUUGAAAUUACUGCGAACUUGGAAGAUGGCCAAAAGCCUGAAAAUAGACCCGAUUUGGUAGCACGGGUAUUCAAUGUUAAAUUAAGAUCGAUGCUGGAGGAUUUGACAAAAAAAUGUGUCCUAGGACACGUACUUGCAAAAGUACAUGUCAUUGAAUUUCAAAAAAGAGGUCUCCCUCAUGCUCAUAUUCUUAUAAUUCUAAAAGAUAUUGAUAAGCCAAGGACAGUUGACCUUAUCGAUAAGAUCGUGUGUGCCGAAAUACCUAAUAACGAAACACAUCCAAGGCUAUUUGAUGUCGUUACGAAAAAUAUGAUCCACGGCCCGUGUGAUAAAAUUAAUUCAAAAUCACCAUGCUUGGUGGCCGGGAAAUGUUCGAAAGGUUUUCCAAAACCAUUUCAACAUGAAACUUUGGCUAACGUUAACGGAUUUCCGUUUUACCGGCGACGCAAUUUAGAACCAGUUGUGACUAAUAAAAAUAUUAAAAUUGACAAUAGAUGGGUUGUUCCAUAUAACCCAUACUUAAGUUUAAAAUACAAUUGUCAUAUCAAUGUUGAAAUUUGCGCAUCGAUUAGAAGCGUUAAAUAUUUAUUUAAAUACGCUUAUAAGGGACACGAUUGCGCAAAAGUUGAGUUACGAAUAGAUGAGAUUAAGACACAUGUUGAUUCAAGAUAUGUCAGUCCUCCUGAGGCAGCUUGGAGAAUUUUCAGAUUCCCUAUGCAAGAUAGUACUCAUUCCAUGUCAAGAUUAAAGGUUGAGUUACCAGGCAAGAAACGAGUGUCAUUCGAUCCUAAUAAAAUUCAAGAAGCAAUUCAUAAAGCAGAAAAUACAGACUCUACAUUAACGGCAUUCUUCGAGUUAAAUACCCAAGAUCCAAAAGCCAGGCAAUACAAGUAUGCGGAAAUUCCAGAGUAUUACGUAUUUAAUGCAAAGAAUAAAUGGGUUCGUCGUAAAGAUGGACACACUGACAAAGUUAUCGGACGUCUGUAUUCUGUGAGUAUGAGCGAUGGCGAGAGAUAUUUCUUGAGGUUAUUGCUACUUCAUGUAGCAGGACCAACAAGUUAUGACGACCUUCUAAAAUAUCAAGGACAUGCUUACGAUUCAUUUUAUGAAGUUGCUAAGGCGAGAGGUUUGAUUUGCGAUCAAACAGUGUGGAAUGAUACAUUAAAUGAUGCUGCUUAUGCAUCAAUGCCACGUCAGCUGCGAGAACUUUUUGCAUAUAUUUGUGUAUUUGGAGAGACCUCCGACAUGACAGGCCUAUGGAAUGAACAUAAAGAAAAUCUUACCGAGGAUUUUGUAAGAGUUCAUGGCCAUCCAUCUGACGAAGAGUGUGAUAUGUGUGAGUCAUAUGCGCUAAGGGAUAUUUCAGAAACACUUAUUACACAUGGGAGAAAGUGUUCUGAUUACAAACUAAAGGACCCUCCUUCCCAUCUGCCUUUGAAUUUAAAUGAUUUUGUAGAUAUUGAGUUAGAGCGUGGCGUCGCGGAAGAUCUUAAAUCAACAUUGACAGAAGAACAACUGAGUGCAUUUGAGGCAAUAGAAUACUCAAUAAACUCUGCUGAACCAGUUGAAAAAUGUUUUUUCCUUGACGGCCCUGGUGGAAGUGGGAAAACUUACUUAUAUAAAACACUUUUAAGCUACGUUAGAGGGCAAGGUGAUAUUGCAUUGCCUGUUGCAUCAACAGGAAUUGCUGCUAAUUUGUUAAAGGGAGGACGGACCUACCACUCCCAAUACAAACUUCCAUUGAAUUUAAACGAGACAUCAGUUUCAUCGAUAGAGAUGACUACGAAUGAUGCGACGUUAAUUCGGACCGCUAAACUGCUAAUUUGGGAUGAGUCAACGAUGGCAUCAGUUCAUGCUUUGCAUUGCAUUGAUAGGCUGUUGAAAGAAAUUAUGAGAAAUGAUCUUCCAUUUGGAGGAAAGGUUUUACUCCUCGGAGGUGAUUUUAGGCAAACAUUGCCAAUAAUCCCACACGGUGAUGCUGUAUCAAUUGUCCAGGCAAGCAUAAAAUUUAGUCACCUUUGGAGGAAAUUUCAAAUUUUGAAAUUGAAUAAUAAUGUAAGAUCACUUGAUAAGGAAUACAGUGAUUGGCUAAUUAAACUUGGUAACGGUGAAUUGACAAAUGUGGACGGAUUACAAGAUAGUUUAAUAGAAAUUCCAGAAGCAAUGCUGGCGACAGAAAAUAUAAUUAAAGAUAUUUUUGGUGAGUCUCUAACUCCUGAAAAAGUAGAGCAAUUUUCAAAAAUGGCUAUUUUAUGCCCCACGAAUGCAGACGUUGAUGAAAUAAACGAGCAAGUCUUGAAAAUUCUGCAAGGAGAAUGCAAGACAUAUUUAAGUACUGACUCAAUUAUGACAGACGAGGAUUCUGAUAGGGAUGAUUACCCGACCGAAUUCCUGAAUACUUUAAAUCCUUCUGGAUCAGCAUCACAUGAACUAAAAUUGAAAGUUGGUUCCCUCAUAAUGCUACUGAGAAAUUUAAACACAAAGCGUGGGUUGUGCAAUGGAACACGAUUAGUUGUUGUUGAACUAAAGCCAAACUUGAUUAUUGCCAAGGUUCUUACAGGAUCAGCUGAGGGAAACAUAGUCUUUAUCCCUAGAAUUGACCUUAUAGCAGAUUCUGAUCUUCCAUUUCAACUAAGAAGACUGCAAUUCCCUGUUAAGCUAGCAUUUGCUAUGACUAUUAAUAAGUCCCAAGGUCAGACUUUGGACAAGGUUGGAAUUUAUUUGGCUACUCCAGUAUUCAGUCAUGGACAACUUUACGUUGCAUUUUCAAGAGUUAGAAGGUCCUCAGACGUUAGAGUUUAUGUACGUGAUAUGACCGAGCAAGGAAAAUUAUUAGAAAAUUCAAAUAAGGUUUUCACGAGGAAUGUUGUCUUCAAGGAUGUACUUCAGAAAUAA
This is a messenger RNA of Folsomia candida, 4974 nucleotides long. RefSeq lists its product as uncharacterized. Gene Ontology annotation, biological process: DNA repair; telomere maintenance. Gene Ontology annotation, molecular function: DNA helicase activity. Lineage: Eukaryota; Metazoa; Arthropoda; Collembola; Entomobryomorpha; Isotomidae. The transcript has a single exon. The coding region runs from base 1 to 4974 and encodes 1657 amino acids. The record is from RefSeq and is a predicted model, not a curated record.